AUGGAACCACAAGAACUCGCAAGAUGGACGCGGUUUGCUGCAAAGGGAGGAAUUGGCAAAUGCACAGCGUCUAGAGACUGUGUCGCCCAGAAUCCAGAGGAUCUCAUGUUCCUCCAGGACGAUGAAAUCGUCGUACUGAGACAGAUUUCUGUGCCCGAUAAUCUCUACCUUGGCUUUUGCGAAGGUGUCGUGGGCAAGUUUUCAGGCGCAGACGUUCAAUUCCAUGGCAAACUCAAGAAACCAGUCUUUACACGGCGCCCAGGCUCCGUGACCGCAAACUCGACUGCUAGCCCGGCUCUGUCUGGGCGUCCAAUCGUUUCAAGCCCCACUCCUUCUGAACAAUCCUCGUCGCCAUUUCAUCUUGACAAGUCUGACCAGGACGGAGAGUAUUAUACCGGUCCGUCUGAGCAAAGCCACAGCCAUGGUGGCAUCUCUUCCGGCCACGCACCGUCUUCUCAGUCAAACACCCGUCCAUCUACCGCGGACAAGGCACAUCAACUCUCAGAAUUCUCCCGCGUCGACACACCAUCCCGUCCAUCCGACGAUCAGUCGCGCCCACUCGCCAUUGAAGUCGUCGACGAACGCGGUCAGCCCUCGCAUCAGGUGAACCAAAUUUUGCGCGAAUUCCGCGAGGAAGCUCGCGUAGAGUCGCCCGUUUCUGACAGCUUUUCGCCGUUUACAUCGGAGGAACGAGUCGUGCGCAGCGUAAACACGCGCCCGGGCCCUGUUCACCGUGCACAAGACUCCAUUGUUUCAAACACGGCGCAGCUGCGAUCGACGAGUAAUGAUGAGAGUGUCCCUCUCCCACGCAACCUCCCAACCCUGAGCCAACCAGUCGCGAUGACGAAGAAGCUGCGUCACCAACUUCAGAUCUCGACCAUGACUCAUUCGGAUGGUGGUUUUGGCAUUGGACUCUCCCUCUUGCAGGGCUUGGCCGCCGGCGACACAGAUUCUCGAUACUGGAGCGAGUCAGAAGCAGACACGGACGCCCCUGUUCGAAAACCGGUUGCGACGCUCCAGGAACCACAUGCAUCAACAAGUCAGCAAAAGACGCCCAGCAUACAUCAUGCACCGCACCUCUCUCAGACAUCCUCGUCGGCAAGCAUGCUCCAAAAGGGGUCACUACGGUCGGAAAGCGACGCCGGAGACGAUGGGGCUCAAUACAACGACGACGACAUCUUUGACGAUUAUCGCUAUUCACGAUACUCUGUGGUGUCGACAGGACGAUCAAGGCAGUCUACAAUGGCUUCUAUCAAGGCACCUCCCCUACCAGACGACUCGAGGCCUUCACUGGACGGCCAAAUGUCGAUUCGAUCUGCGCCUUCACCCCCUCCAACAUCAUUACUUACUCCAAAGCCUCUAAAUAUCGUCAAGAAUAGCACGCGAGUCCCAAGUCCAAUGGAGACACCGACAACGCCAAUGGCCCGAGUCCAUUCGCCAGACACGGAGACUACACCAAGCUCUGUCUCUCCAGCACCUGGGAUGACAUCGGCUCUGAGAGAAAGGGGGGAUGAGGACCAUGGAAAGAUGCUUGCAGCUAUGGCCAAGUUGGACCUUACACCAAAGCCAUCCGUCACCAGCUUUAAUAUCCAAGCCAUCUCGACUGACACGAUGCAAUCCGCAACGAGCAAUGACUACAAUGGCGAUGAGUCGACUUCAGAGGUGGAGAGUCCAGAAACAGAGGAGCCAACAGAUACCAACGGGCCACUCUCACCCGCGAGCACAUACGAAUCAGGUGCAUCGCUCUUUCUGCCUCACCCGGGUGCUCCAAAACCAAUGAUGAGCAAUGGCCAAAUCGAAGCCCGUCCCGCUGCGAUUCAUGUCGCAAACGCAAAAGCCAGAAUGUCAAUGAACCUACCCAACUCGCCCGAGGCAACCCAGACAACCCCCACUCCACCAGUCCCGCAGAACGAGACGAACAUCCCUCCCUCCAUGUCCCUACACAGUACAUUGGCUAUGGCGGCUGCAAAGGCACGCAACGUACGCCAAACUACCCUCUACGGCGCCACCCAAGUCGACCUGCUUAGCUCACCGGUUCCUGUUCCGAUCGCUUUUUCUCUUGACAAUCCCCCUCCUAGUCCUCGAGGCUUCCCUACUCCUGAACUUGGGUUCCCUCGGCCGCCAAGUGCACCAAAGUUGUCUUCACCAGCAAGUCCCGUCGGCCUCGGGAUCAACUCACCGCCGAGAGCAGACGCUGACCCAGGCAAAGCGGCGGCGGCACUCCCGAUUCCUCGAGCCAACUUUUUCCCUAAGAGUGGCGCCCCGAGACCGAGAUCACGCAGUUUCAGCGGAUUUGACCUGAGCAAUACCGAUCCGUUGAUACCGGUUGAACGCAGCCGUGAAGAAGGCAGUCAGCCGAGAGCGGGCCCAGAUUAUCGUGCCUCGCUACGUGGUACCUCUCCCUCACAAGGAAGGGCCCAGACGUCACCGUCUUCCUCGCAGCCAUCUAGAUCCAUGUCUCCUUCUCGAGGCCCAUCCCGAUCGCAACGACCAACUCACGUUCCGUCUCCGCUUUCCCUUCCUGCCAUCAGCAACACAGACAAGGAACCCGAAGUCACGCGUAAUGCGCCACCGUCACCUAACACCACCCGUGGUUCACUGAAAGGAAAAGGGUUACGGCAGGUAGCGUCUAGCGGUGUCCUUCGUUCUGCGAGUUCUGCAGCAAAUUACGAAGGAGGGAGCAAAGCGGAGCCAAGAGUGUCCAAUGAGAAACGCGAAAGCUCGCCGACCAAACCAUCACCGACACGGAGGUCGACAUCAACAAACCCAAUCGCCACAGAGGAUGCGGAUAGGUCUGAGUUGACCACGCCUUCCCUCGUGCAUACAGGUGCCUCCAGUUCGGCAUCCUCUCCAAUGGGUCGCAGUGCUUCGCUACGGUCAAAAUUGUCCGUUUCUGCUCUACGAGCAAAAGGAUCCAACGGUCGACCAUCACGCGAUGGAGGGGAUGCACCUGUUCCUUAUACAUCUCCAGUCACCCCAGGGACCGCCGACGAGGAAGAGCGCGUUCAAGUUAAGGAUAUGGAGUUUGAGCUCGUCAAACCAGUGCUCAAGACGACGGGACUACGGGGGAGCGAAGAUGGGCUUCAUCCCAACGUCAUGUCACCAGAGGUCGAAUCAAUACGUAGUGGUUUUGAAGGUAGCGGGAGUGCGUGGCGGGCAGAUAGCCCAAGCGCUUCUCCUGGUGGCUCACAUCUUCGCUCUCCAAAUGUCAGAGCAGGAUCUAGCGACUCUUUGGGUAACCCGCGGGGACCGUCUGCCAUCCAAGCGGCAUCGAUAGAGGCACAUCGCCUUCGAGAGCAGAAAUGGAUGAGCCUAAUCUCAUCCACGCCGUCUUCCCAGGCCAAAAAGUCCAAAAAGGUUAAGCGCCUAUUGCUGGAGGGUGUCCCAUCUAGCGUACGUGGCCGGGUCUGGGGACUUGUCACCGACAGCAAGGCCCGUCGGAUGGAAGGCAUAUUCUCACAGCUGGUGAAGAAGGCUCCGAAGCAUCUGGUCCCGGUAAUUGAGCAAGACGUGGAUCGAUGCUUCCCCGACCACCCGCAUCUGCGUGAUCCUCGUGGUUCUCUGGCAAACUUGCUGUUAGCGUAUACGGCAAUGGUGCCUGACAUUCGCUAUCGUACAGGGCUAACCCGCAUUGCCGGAAACCUUCUCCUUCAAGCGCCAGAUGAAGAUGCUUUUUGGAUUUUUGUCGCCCUCAUGGACUCUCAUCUACGAGGAUAUUACGCAACCGUUAGCACUGGUCAAUUCGAGAUUGACGCGUCACUCUUUCAAAACCUCGUCGAGUCUGUCGAGCCAGAACUUGCUAAUCAACUCUUCAACGAACUUCGCCUGAGGUCGGUAGACAUUUGUGGAACAUGGUUCUGCUGUCUGUUCGCGGGUAUCAUCCCACCCGAUCAUCUCCAUCGUGUAUGGGACAUUUUGUUCUAUGAAGGCUCUAUCUAUUUAUUCCGCGUUGGACUGGCCCUUAUGACUCUCUGCAAACGCCCUCUUAUGACAUUGAAUGCUGCUCAAGGCGGACAAGGCGCAGCGAUUGAACUGCUGAGCCGACCGCCACUUUCGAUUAUCCCUCAAGACCCAGAUUCAUUCAUAUCCCAUACAUUUAUCGUCAAGGUUCGUGACGACGACCUCCGCAAACAGCGCGCGAAACGAGAGGCGCAGUGGAAGAAGGAUCGUCUUGCACAAAGAUGA
Messenger RNA from Serendipita indica DSM 11827, 4185 nucleotides. Lineage: Eukaryota; Fungi; Basidiomycota; Agaricomycetes; Sebacinales; Serendipitaceae. The record is from the annotation of a GenBank genome assembly.